This is a messenger RNA of Exophiala xenobiotica, 963 nucleotides long. RefSeq lists its product as uncharacterized. The coding region runs from base 1 to 963 and encodes 320 amino acids. The transcript has a single exon. The record is from RefSeq and is a predicted model, not a curated record. Lineage: Eukaryota; Fungi; Ascomycota; Eurotiomycetes; Chaetothyriales; Herpotrichiellaceae.
AUGCCUGAAUUUUCAAAGUCGGUGCUCAUCACUGGCGGUACAACAGGGCUGGGCUUCCAUACAGCCACAGAGAUUGCCAGAAGCCAUCCAGAUUAUCGUGUUGUCAUAGCCGCACGAAAAGAUGCCGAUAAGAGCGCCGAAGCCAUCAACGGCAGACUGGGCCAGAGCAAUGUCGAGUUCAUGCCUCUGGAUCUGGGCGAUCUGAGCAACGUCCGCGCCUUCGUCAAGAGCUGGGGCGAAAAGAACUUACCACCUCUCUCAUUACUGCUGUUGAAUGCAGCCCUGCAGUUUCCAGAUGGCAUCAAGUACACAGCGGACGGUAUCGAGGCGACUUUUGGAAUCAGUCACGUCGGCCACGCAUUGCUGUUCCACCUGCUCCAACCCUACCUGGCAGACGACGCUCGCAUCGUGGUGACUUCGAGCGGCACUCACGAUCCGGCACAGAAGAGCGGACUCCCCGAUGCAAAGUAUGACACGGCGGAAGAACUGGCCCAUCCUACCGCGGCAGGCACUCUCAACGACCCCGGUCGCCAGCGUUACGCCACGACCAAAUUGUGCAAUGUCCUGUGGACGUACGCGUUGCAUCGACGGAUAUUGGCACUGAACAAGAAGUGGACCGUCGUGGCCUUCGACCCGGGUCUCAUGCCUGGGACAGGGUUGGCGAGGGAGGCGGGACCAUUGCUUCGGUUUCUCUGGCUGCGUGUCCUGCCAACUUUGGUGCCCCUUUUGCGGCGAGUGGUCCACCAUAAUAUCCAUCGUCCACAGGAAUCGGGGGCAAAUCUUGCUUGGGUUGCGACCGAGGAUACCGAGACAAGUGGUGUGUACUAUGAGGUUAGGAAGCCGAUCAAGUCCAGUGUUGACAGCUAUGAUGAGAAGAAGCAGCAAGAGCUUUGGCAGUGGACCGUGGAGUUUCUGGCAAGAGAUGAACAAGAGAGCGAGAGAUUCCAGAACUUGUCGAGUUGA